Messenger RNA from Chenopodium quinoa (quinoa), 1780 nucleotides. RefSeq lists its product as uncharacterized. Lineage: Eukaryota; Viridiplantae; Streptophyta; Magnoliopsida; Caryophyllales; Amaranthaceae. The record is from RefSeq and is a predicted model, not a curated record. The transcript is spliced from 7 exons. The coding region runs from base 215 to 1240 and encodes 341 amino acids. Gene Ontology annotation, cellular component: chloroplast thylakoid membrane; chloroplast envelope.
UGUUGUAACAUUUAUGCGCAAGAGCAAGCCACGAUAUUAAAACAAUUUCAUCAACAUUAAUCGAUUUUUUUUAUCUCCUGGAAUUGAGAGUGGAGUUCUAAACUUCUAACCAUCAAGGUAUCCCUCGCUCUCAAGUCUCAACAUUGUCGAAUUUGGUAGCCGUUAUCGCAUUACAUAACAGUCACCUUUCAAAGUUGUUAAUCCAACUCUGACAAUGGCGAAAAUGGUAAGCACAACAACAUUCUGUGUAUCAUCAUUCAAUUCGAAACCCAGAAAAAGCAUUCUGAUAUCCUCAAAGGGGAAGGGCGCUGCUCCUCUCCUCUUUCCCGCUUCCUUUCUCUCUCCUCACAAAUCCCAACGUCGACCCAUUUCGUUACAAUCCAAAGCAUUCGGCAAAUCAACCUCCACACCCAAAACAGACAAUGACAAAACCCAGAAACAAGAAAUUGAACAAGAUGAAGAAAUUGAAGUUGAAGAAGAUCUUCCAUGGAUACAAGAAAAGGCUUUGGAUUUGGUCGAAUUUACUGGUUCUGUAUCUCAAGCUAUCCCUGGUCCACGAGUUGGCCAGACCUCUUUCCCUUGGUUUCUUGCUGUUCCUUUAGCUGUUUUGGGGAUUACUUUUGUUACUAGCUUUCUUAAGGCUCUUAACAAAUUCACUUCUCCAAGAGAAAAACGCCGUAAAUUGGUAAGGAAAAAUGCCACACUGAAUAAGUCAAUUGAUGAACUCUUUGAGAAAGGCAGAGAUGCAGUUCAGUAUUCUGCGUUGGAGGAUAUUGUGAAAAAGACAGGUUUUAGCAUGGAGGAUGUUCUGCGGAAGUACCUUCGUUAUGCAUUCAAUGAUAAACCAUUCAAUGGAGACACGGUUGCAGACCUGAUUCAACUAAGGAAAGCCUCAAUGUUGAGUGACUCCCAAGUUGCUGAAAUUCUAAAUGAUGUAUCAAGACGUAUUGUGAAGGACAAAGGUCCUGUUGUCAUGGAUGCUUCAGGUUAUACUGAAAGGGGUUUCAAGAGAAAGCUUGCUGUGCAGGCUCUUUUCGGAAAGGUUUUCUAUUUAUCUGAGCUUUCAGAGUUCUGUGCUAGGGACAACUCUUUAAUUGUGAAGGAAAUUUUUGGAGUUACAGAUGAAGAUGCAGACAAGCUACGGAUAGACACCCUCUCACACUCUGGAGACAUAGAAGCCCUUGAAAAGAUGAUUGAAGAUGGAUCUGAUUCAGAAGAUAAUGAUGAAAGCUCAGAAUAAGCUGAUAUAAUCGAGGGAAAAUGUAGCUGGCUUGCAGUCACAUAUUUGAUGGGAUUUUUGUUGCCAAGAGCAGGUAACCUUAGAGCAUCUGGUGGUUGUCCACUCGUACUCAGGUUACCCUCUUUGGUUAUGCAUACAGUUUCUGGGAAUUAUUGAUUACAAUCAUGAAGGGGAUGUAAUAACCUAGGUCAUUUGUUUGAAACAGUCUUGACUUUCUCUGGCAGGGAAAUCAGGCAAAUUUGGAAUACUGACCUAAUCCUUAGAAGGGAGCUGAAAUCAAAUUAUAAAUCAAUUUGCAGGCUAGCUGCUUUAGUUCUAGUGAGUUUGAUUUUUUAUUUUUCUUAUAACGAGGUGACUUUGAUUUACGCCUUUUACGGUCUAUAUGUAUUUCAUCAAUUUCUAAUGUUAAUUUCCCCACACUAAUGUGAGCUUGUUAUAUUAGUUUUACGUAGUAGAUAGUACUACCCUCAACAAUCAACACGGAAGGAGUUGUUUUUUUAUGCCCGGGAAACUAUGUAUUGCUCUAACUAACUUUUACAA